AUGACUAUUCUAUGCUACCGAAUUGGCUUGGAGUGGGUGGCACUUUUGCUGGCCUUAAUUAUGAGCACCACAUUUUUGCUAACAUAUUAUAUUUCGGUAUAUAGAGGACAUGUGAAUGCGGAGUUACCAUUCAUCAGUUCUACAGGUGCUUAUCCACCAGAAAGCUGUAUAUUUGCAGAGGGUUUAAACCUUGCUGCCUUUCUGAGUUCAUUGUGUGCCUUCUUUUGGUAUCUGAUUGCGUUGGAUAGAACAAAAUUUAUGGGCAUACACCAACCGACAUGUUUACUUAAAUUUAUGACUAUACUAUCUUUAAUAGCUGGAAUCGGAUUAACUAUGGUGGGCAACUUCCAACAAGUUAACGUUGAAUUAGUGCAUGAUAUUGGCGCUGCAAUGGCGUUUUAUGGGACAACUUUAUACAUUUUCCUAUGUGCUUAUGUAAGCAGUCGAUAUCUUAAAACACAUUGGUGCAUAUGGAUAUUGAGAUUACUGUUGGGUGUAGGAUCAGCAAUAGCAACAGUACUCUUCACAGUAUGCCAUUUAUUCUCUCGAAUUCAUUUCAAAGGAUCUCAAGAAGAAUCCCUAACGUAUCGUCAUCCAAAACAAGGUGGACAUUCGUAUUAUUUAUGCAGCACAGGUGCUGAGUGGUUUGCGGGACUUUUCAAUAUACUCUUCUUUACUACAUGGGCGUAUGAAUUCAGUAAUUAUGCUUUACAGAUGCCCAAGAUAGUUCACAGAUCGCCUAAUGAGAUUUCAGAAAAUGUUGACUCAAAAUCCCAAAUACGUGGGACAGAUGAUGUUACAACCUCGCAUAGAAUGAUUUUUUAA
Trichobilharzia szidati is the source of this 825-nucleotide messenger RNA. The record is from the annotation of a GenBank genome assembly. Lineage: Eukaryota; Metazoa; Platyhelminthes; Trematoda; Strigeidida; Schistosomatidae.